Molecule: messenger RNA, 2394 nt
Organism: Psilocybe cubensis
Lineage: Eukaryota; Fungi; Basidiomycota; Agaricomycetes; Agaricales; Agrocybaceae
Exons: 13
Coding region: 1-2394 (797 amino acids)
Source: RefSeq, a predicted model, not a curated record
AUGGACGAUGGUACAGCAGCUGUGGUUAUGGACAAUGGGACCGGUAUGAGCAAAGCGGGACGUGUCUUGGCUGGAAUGACUAUCGAGGACACAUACGUUGGCGAACAAGCGCAGGCGAAACGUGGUAUGCUGACCUUGCAAAACCCUGUCGAAUUCGGAAUGGUUACCAAUUGGGCCAACAUGGAGAAACUCUGGCAUCAUGCUUUCUACAACGAACUUUGCGUGGUCCCCGAGGAGCACCCUGUGCUUCUGACAGAGGUCAUCCACAAUCCAAAAACCAACCGCGAGAAGAUGAUGCAAAUAAUGUUCGAGACGUUCCACGUCCCCGCGUUCAAUGUGUCUGUCCAGGCCGUGUUGUCGCUUUUGGCUUCUGGUCGGAGAACAGGCAUCGUUCUCGACUCUGGAGAUAGUGUUUCGCAUAUGGUGCCUGUCUACGAAUGUUUUUCUUUGCCUUAUGCAAGCCGCCGUCUUGAUAUUGCUGGAAUUGACAUUACACAAUAUCUGGCUACGAUUUUGACAGAGAGCGGGUAUGUGUUCGCGACAACUGCUGAACGGGAUAUUGUGCGUGACAUCAAGGAGAAAUUCUGCUACGUUGCCUUGGAUUUUGAAAAGGAGAUGCAACUUGCUAAUGAAUCUUCUGGCAGUGACAUACGAUAUGAACUUCCAGAUGGGCAUACUAUCGAUAUUAACAGUCAGAGGUUUCGUGCUCCUGAAGUACUCUUUCGACCGUCUUUACUGGGCUAUGAGUGGCCCGCUGUUCACAAAAUGUUAGACAUUUCCAUAUCAAAAUGCGACGUCGAUAUGCGUUUGGACCUCUACUCGAACGUUGUUCUAUCUGGUGGAACGACCCUUUUCCCGGGAAUAGCUGAACGUCUCAGCAAGGAGCUGGCGGAGCUGGCCCCGAAAGGCAGCAAAGUCAAUGUCAUUGCUCCUCCCAAGCGAAAAUAUUCCGUCUGGAUUGGAGGGUCGAUUCUAGCGACAUUGAGUACAUUCAAGAGUGUAUGCAUUUCAAGAAGGGAGUACGACGAGCAUGGCGCUAGAAUCAUCCAUCGCAGUGAGUGUUUACAUCAGCAGGUGUUGAAUGAUAAAGCUUCCUCCCGAGGUCGUCUAACAUUACAACGUCUGGAGAUGGAUUACUCUGAAGACACACCAGCCGUGGAUCCUCAUAUGCGCGCAUUCACUGUCAGAUUAUUGACAACGGAUCGGGUACUUGCAGGGCGGGGUUCGCCGAAACAUUAUUGGGUAUCCACGAUACUCUCUCGCGGGCCCACCGACGCUGCUUGGUUCCGGAAGCCCCAAAGACAGAUACAUCGGGUAUGUGGUUUCUGUCUCUCCCCAUCCACCCCACGCUCGUUCCUCACUGUUGAAACCAUUCACAAAAAUCUAUCCAAAUCUUUAAGAAUCGAUGCCCAAACCCGACGUGGUAUCCUAAACCUCAGAUACCCCAUCGAGCACGGGGUCGUCAAAGACUGGGAAGGGAUGGAAGCGAUGUGGUCGCACCUCUUCUCAGAACAGCUGCGUGUUGACAUGGACGCCGACCCUCGCCCCGUCUUACUGUCUGAGCCCCCGCUUAAUCCGCGCACACAGCGCGCCAGGGCAGCGGAGGUGCUUUUCGAACGCCUGCAUGCGCCUGCGAUGCAUAUGCGCUGCGCGCCGCAGCUGGCGCUGUACGCUUCCGGGCGGGCGUCGGGACUGAUGCUCGAUGUAGGCGAUGGGGUGGCACAUGCGGUGCCGAUAUACGAAGGUUAUUCCCCCGUUGCGGUUCCGGGAGCGAUGAGGAGGUGGGAUUUUGGCGGGAGGGAUAUUACAGACUUCUUGGGUAGGUUGUUUAGGGAGAAGGGGUAUGCAUUGAGUGCCGGGGAAGGGGCGACAAGAGAGGUAGUAAGAGAGGUGAAGGAGUUGCGAGGAUAUGUUGCACUGGACUACGAUAAGGAGAUGACCAAUCUCAGAGAGAAGGGCGAAGGUAUUACUGAGAAGACGUACGAGCUUCCGGAUGGGCUGUCAAUCGUCCUUGGGAAUGAAAUGUUUAGAGCGCCUGAGGCCUUGUUCCAACCGACAUUGGUCGGAGAAGAGGGUCCUGGCCUCCAUGAGAUGGUCUGGGCGUCAAUUGCCAAAUGCGACAUUGAUCUCCGACGUGUCUUGUACCGGAACAUAAUACUCUCCGGAGGAUCAACGAAGUUCUACGGAUUUGUCCGGCGUCUACAGAAAGAGCUGGAUAAUCUGACGCCCGGUUCAGGAGUGGAGGUUAAAAUUGUUGAUAUUCCAGAACGCAAAUUCAACGUGUGGAUUGGCGGUUCCAUUCUUGCGUCUUUGAGUACGUUCAGACGGAUGUGGGUCACCAAACGGCAGUGGGAGGAAUUUGGGGAAGAAAUCGUGCACACAAAAUGCGUUUAA